This is a messenger RNA of Brassica oleracea var. oleracea, 823 nucleotides long. RefSeq lists its product as uncharacterized. The coding region runs from base 119 to 619 and encodes 166 amino acids. Lineage: Eukaryota; Viridiplantae; Streptophyta; Magnoliopsida; Brassicales; Brassicaceae. The transcript has 3 exons. Gene Ontology annotation, biological process: regulation of gene expression. The record is from RefSeq and is a predicted model, not a curated record. Gene Ontology annotation, cellular component: peroxisome.
UCGAUAAGAGCAGCUAGGGUUAGAGAAUAGUCUCUGAGUAAUCUUUCUUCGACGGCGUUUCUCCCCUCGUAUCUCUCGUAUUGUAUCUUCUCCUCUAUCCACCUCCCUUGAUUCGCCGAUGUCUAUUAAGAGGACUAGUCGCCAGGACGGUCGAUUCAUCAGGGCAAAAACAAUAGCCUUCUGGGACAUCAAUGCUUGCCAGAAACCUGAUGGCCUCGGUGCAGGAGUUAUAAGUGAGAGCGUUAACCAGACCCUUAUGAACAUGAAUUACUAUGGUGAAUUGUGUUUGAGGCUAUAUGGCGACACUGAUAUGGACAAACUCGUUCCUACUAAUCAUACAUUUGACUUCUGUGGCCUGCCUCACACGACAAUAUUGGAGCAGAUAUUAGUGGACUUAUACGGUGACACUCUGUUUAAUCGUGGUACACCAAUUAAUAUGUUGCUAAUUGUUGGAGAUUUAUCAAAAGACAAAGCCAUCAUCGACGCUUUCAGUCUUUUGUAUGUCAGCCAUCAGCUGUUGAGGCAGCAGUAUUCUCCUCUGAAGUUCAGCUUCCACCUUGGGAAAAAAUUGUUGACAGUGCUUUUGCGAUUUGUGAAAAGAAGGAGAAAGAGAGAGUAGAUUACAGAAAAGAGAUCAUAAGAAAUACCAGCCAAAGUUAGCCUGUGUCUUUGGUGAAUUCUUAAGACAAAAUCAAACAAGCUUUCUCUCACUAUAUUGCUUCGUUUAUCUCUAAACUCUUGCAUCUUUCCUUUGAUUUUCUGUUGCUAAAACCUUGGAUUUUAACUUAAAAGCAAUAAAAAACAAAAACUAUGGAUUUGGUUA